Perca fluviatilis (European perch) is the source of this 2321-nucleotide messenger RNA. Its product is annotated as protein GPR108-like. The transcript is spliced from 18 exons. NCBI's taxonomy places the organism in Eukaryota, Metazoa, Chordata, Actinopteri, Perciformes, Percidae. Gene Ontology annotation, cellular component: Golgi apparatus; membrane. Gene Ontology annotation, biological process: transport. The coding region runs from base 282 to 1994 and encodes 570 amino acids. The record is from RefSeq and is a predicted model, not a curated record.
CUUGCUUAAUGUUUGGUUCUUGAUUCGAGACCCGGAAGCCAGAUUGCCACCUACAGAGCUAUGCUAUGAAAGCACAAAAGAACCGAAAAACAUUACAUAAAUGGUUAUAAUUUGUUUAUACACGACGCAAUUAAAGAACCGAUACACUGGAUUUAACGAUCAACAUCACUGUAAUUUACCUCCGUUAUACCGUUUAGGCUGCUUGCUAGCUUGCUCUUUAGCCAUCUGGCAAGAUUGUCGCUUGCUAACGUAAGCAGUUGGUCACCGUUAGCAAGUUGGCAAUGGCUGUGGCGCACAGAGGUUGUGUUUUGGCUGGAUAUUUACUCCUACUACUGCUGGCUGGGUGCAAGGCGAGAAUACAUUCGCUCACCCUGAAGAAUGAAACUCGGUUUGCUGUCGACCUCAACACCUUCGGUUUCUAUGCUAACGGGACUCUGGAUGUCAACCUGGUUUCUCUGCGCCUUCCAGACCAGCCGGUGAACUACAGUUAUUACCCUGUUGGUUUCAGCCUCUCCAGGUCACGUGUGAAUGGAGUCCUGUCUUACACAGCAGAGGAGACAGAGACAUGCCCACUGACACUCACAAAGUUGACCAGCACCGAGCCUCUCAUUCUUUUCCUUAUUGAUUUCAACGCACUCAGUGUCAAUGUGAGAGCUAUGGGUGAACAAGACAACAUCUUGAGAGGAAAGCCAAAGGCUGAAGUGCCUAAAGGUCUGAGGAAAACCAGGGAGGAACCUGCUAAUGCUGCCAAUGCGCCAAAUGGGAAUAAACCAUCAACAAAUGGGGACAAAAAAGCAGAUGACCCAGAUAAUAAGUUGAAUCAGGACGAAAAGGAUGACAAGUCUGUGGAGCCGAAUAAAGAAGUUCAGAAAGAAGAAAAGCCGGAAGUGGGAGAAACUGAAUUCCAGCUUGGGAAGAACAAACAACUGACUUUGGCUCUGGGCAAAGUUAACGGCUCCUACAACUUCAGUUUCCACAUGGUGGUCGGCUUGCUGGCGGAGGGUCUGUACAGCCUCAAGUUCCACUACUGUAAGAACAGGAUGGCUGGAAUCAAAUUCCCCUACUCGUUCUCUGUGGAAGUGACAGAGGUGAAUCCCGACGGCUACCUGUCUGCAGCAGAAAUUCCUCUGUCUCGCCUUUACAUUUGUAUGGCUGGAGUCUUCUUCACUGCUGCCAUGGUCUGGGUCUACACACUCAUGAAGCACAGGUACAGCGUGUUUAAGAUCCAUUGGUUGAUGGCAGCACUGGCCUUCACCAAGGCCACAUCAUUGGUUUUCCAUAGUAUCAACUAUCACUUCAUCAACACUAAGGGGCAUCCUAUUGAAGGCUGGGCCGUCAUGUAUUAUAUCACACACCUGCUCAAGGGGGCACUCCUGUUCAUCACACUGGCACUGAUUGGCACCGGCUGGGCUUUCGUUAAAUACAUCCUGUCUGACAAGGAAAAGAAGAUCUUCAUGAUUGUCAUCCCUCUGCAGGUCCUGGCUAAUGUCGCCUUCAUCAUCAUCGAGUCUACGGAGGAAGGUUCCAGUGAAUAUUAUCUGUGGAAGGAGAUCCUCUUUCUGGUCGAUCUCAUCUGCUGCGGAGCCAUCCUUUUCCCUGUUGUCUGGUCUAUCCGUCACCUACAGGAGGCUUCUAGCACCGACGGCAAAGCUGCCAUGAAUUUGGAGAAGCUCAAGCUCUUCCGGCAUUAUUAUGUCAUGAUUGUGUGUUAUAUCUACUUUACAAGGAUCAUAGCAAUUCUGCUUAAGGUCACUAUGCCUUUCCAGUGGCAGUGGUGCUAUGAGUUUCUGGUGGAGGUGUCUACUCUGGUCUUCUUUGUGUUGACGGGCUACAAGUUCAGACCAGCGUCCAACAACCCCUACCUUCAGCUUCCCCUGGACGAGGAGGACGUAGAGAUGGAUGAAGUAAUGACUGAGUCAGGUGCACUGGAGGGCAUUUCCAAAGUCAAGAAAACCUGUAACGGACGCGAGCGCCAGAAAGAGUCCACCUUGUGAGUGGGAAGCUCCAUCUUUGGGGGUGGAGGACCCACUAAACAUCCCCAGGCCAGCUGGUACAAAGGGGUGCACACGGACCAAGGCUCCCCACCCCCAGUGACGGCUUUCCUUUUGAAACUCUUAGAGUGGUUGCAGCGGUCGUGUCCACUGUCUGGCUAUGCAAAAAAAGAAAAAGAAAAAAAGACUGACUUUGUUGGACGCUCUCCAUUCCCUCGGAACACUCCACCCAGAAACUCUGUAAGGUUUCAGAAGGAGACGAGCUCCCGUCACAUGAAUGGGUGGAGACAUGGAAAGGAGCUCUGAUGUUCUUUAGUUUUCAUUUUUUUU